UUAUAAAUAUAAAGAAAUUAGUGAUCCAAUUUGAGCUGAGUAGCGAGUAUUAGUACAGACUUAAUCCCAUCAAAUUCAACUGAAUUUCUCUCUCAAAUGUCACUUUCCUUGCAAUCUCCGCCUUCUUCUGCGCUCUCAUCUUCUUCUAUCCAGGGAAGAAGAUUGAGCUUCUCAGAUGGAUCCAGACCUUCUCAUUUGGUGAUCUGUUCCAAGCUUCCCAAACACUUCCCUGUGAUUCGAGCUUCGUCUGGCUCUUCUUCCUCGCUCGACACUGGCUCGGGUACUGAGUUAGAAGCCAUCUCUACUUUCAGUGAGAUUGUUCCGGACACUGUCAUUUUCGAUGAUUUCGAGAAGUUUCCUCCAACUGCUGCUACAGUCAGCUCUUCCCUCCUCUUGGGAAUUUGCGGUCUUCCUGACACCAUAUUUAGGAAUGCUGUGGAUAUGGCUUUGGCAGAUUUUGAGUGCUGUAAACUGGAAAAUUCUGAGCUGAGGCUGUCUUGUUUCUCUAACAAGGCUCUUGUGAAUGUUGGUGGUGAUUUGGCAAAACUUGUCCCUGGUCGAGUUUCAACAGAAGUGGAUGCACGACUUGCAUAUGACACACAUGGCAUCAUUAGAAAGGUUCAUGAUCUGUUGAAGCUUUACAAUGAAAUUGAUGUCCCUUCUGAGCGUUUGUUGUUCAAAAUUCCUUCAACUUGGCAAGGAAUAGAGGCUGCAAGAUUACUGGAAUCUGAGGGCAUACAAACUCAUUUGACUUUUGUAUACAGCUUCGCUCAAGCUGCAGCUGCAGCUCAAGCUGGUGCAUCUGUUAUUCAGAUAUUUGUUGGUCGAAUCAGGGAUUGGGCACGAAAUCAUUCUGGCGACCCUGAGGUAGAAGCUGCACUCAAAAGAGGAGAAGACCCUGGGAUAGCUUUGGUGACAAAGGCUUAUAAUUACAUCCACAAAUAUGGGCAUAAAUCAAAGUUGAUGGCUGCAGCAGUUCGAAAUAAGCAGGAUUUAUUUAGUCUCGUAGGGGUUGACUAUAUCAUUGCACCACUGAAGGUAUUGCAAUCUCUAAAAGAAUCCGCCACUACUCCUGGUGACAAGUACUCCUUCGUGAGGAGGCUAUCUCCAGAGAAUGCUGCCCUCUACAGUUUUAGUAAAGAAGAGCUCACAAAGUGGGACCAGUUGAGCCUUGCUUCAGCUAUGGGGCCUGCAGCUGUGGAGCUUCUAGCAAGGGGGCUGGAUGGUUAUGUUAAUCAGGCGAGGCGAGUUGAGGAAUUAUUUGGGAAGAUUUGGCCACCACCAAACGUGUAGACUGGUAUUUAGUCUGUUGCCUUUUGUUCAAAUAAGAGAGCAGUCUUUUCUAUUUUUCUUUUGUUCUGCACCUUUUCUCUUUCAGAACUUAUAAAACUUUGUUUAUCUCAACCAAUAUCAAAAUCUUUGCCACCAAUCAUGAAAAUUGAUGACUUGAAAGAGAUCUGUUCAUGUUUAUGAAGUUAUUAAUUAAUUAUUACUUUCCAA
This is a messenger RNA of Humulus lupulus (European hop), 1500 nucleotides long. RefSeq lists its product as uncharacterized. The coding region runs from base 97 to 1293 and encodes 398 amino acids. Gene Ontology annotation, biological process: pentose-phosphate shunt; carbohydrate metabolic process. NCBI's taxonomy places the organism in Eukaryota, Viridiplantae, Streptophyta, Magnoliopsida, Rosales, Cannabaceae. The transcript has 13 exons. Gene Ontology annotation, cellular component: intracellular anatomical structure; cytoplasm. Gene Ontology annotation, molecular function: transaldolase activity. The record is from RefSeq and is a predicted model, not a curated record.